GAUAUAAACCGUUUUUAUUUACUCUCUGGUACUUGGUAGGUAAUCAAUGCGUAUUAUCAAUGCGUAUAUUGUAUACUAUUACUAUACUAUCACAAAGUUUCAUACUCCAUUGUGGAAAAAAAUACAUUCUACAAUUCUGGUAUUUUUAUUUUCGUUUUUUUUUUUCGAUUAAUUCAUAAUGCCUUACGCAAACCAGCCAUCUGUAAAUAUAGUUGAGCUUACUACAGACUCCAUCAAAUUUCAAAUUGAAGACACCGACCUCAGCGUUGCUAAUAGUUUACGUAGAGUGUUUAUUGCUGAAACCCCGACAUUAGCCAUUGAUUGGGUCCAGCUAGAUUCGAAUUCGACUGUUUUAAGUGAUGAGUUUAUAGCAACUCGCAUCGGUCUCAUACCAUUGACAUCAGAUGAAGUAGUCGAUCGUCUUCAGUACUCCAGGGAUUGCACUUGUUCAGAUUUCUGUCAUGAUUGCAGUGUCGAGUUUAACCUUAAUGUUAAAUGUUCAGAAGACAUGACGAGACAUGUAACUACUGCUGACUUGGUAAGUAAUAAUCCUCGCGUAGUGCCUGUUACUUCGAGGAAUCAGGAUAGUGAUAUUAACGAAUAUGGGGAGAAAGAUGAUAUACUUAUUGUUAAAUUGCGUAAAGGACAAGAAUUGAAAAUUAGAGCCUUUGCUAAAAAAGGAUUUGGCAAGGAACAUGCCAAAUGGAAUCCUACUACAGGUGUGAGUUUUGAAUAUGAUCCUGAUAAUACAAUGCGACAUACUUUAUUCCCAAAACCAGAUGAAUGGCCAAAAAGUGAAUAUUCAGAACUUAAUGAUGAUCAGCAUGAAGGACAGUAUAAUUGGAAAGCUAAACCAAAUAAGUUUUUUUUCAAUGUUGAAAGCUGUGGAUCAUUAAAACCAGAAAAUAUUGUUUUAAUGGGAGUUGCUGCACUUAAAAAUAAGUUGUCAAACCUUCAAACACAAUUCACACAAGAAAUGGAUGCACUUGCUAUAAACUAAUUUUAAAUUAUAUUGAACUAUAAUAUAUAAUUUUAUAAUAAUAAGUGGUGAUCUUUUGAACUAUUUUACAAAUGUCAGUAAAUUUGUUUAUAAAUAAAUUUAAUUUCAAUAAAACUACAUUUCUUGUAUAUUAAGUACCUAUAUCAAUAUUUAAUAAGGCUGGUGUAGAAUAACAAGC
Messenger RNA from Cinara cedri, 1178 nucleotides. The record is from the annotation of a GenBank genome assembly. Lineage: Eukaryota; Metazoa; Arthropoda; Insecta; Hemiptera; Aphididae.